CCCACCCGCAUACACAUUUCUCUCCUCUCUCCCCCUCUGCUCCCUCUGGUGGCUCCUGAGAUCUGGUUUUCACUGGAGAAUCACCGGCGACCACUUCAUCGUCUUUACUCAAAAGAUGGAACAAGGAUGUAAAAAAAGAGAAGUGGAUCAAGUAGUACAUGCAAGGAAAAGAACGAAAGUUUUAUACAUAUCGUUGCAACUAUUCCUUUUUCACAAUUAGUAAAAUCCUCUACUGAGCUACAACGGGUUUGUUCAUUUCGUUUUAUGUUUUGUUUCACUUUCUUUACAUGCAGUGCAAUCAACUUCAGCAUGUUGAAGCAUUUCUGAAGCUCACAUCUGAAAUAUCUGAUAAUUGCAAGAAACAUAUACAUAGAAUGGGUUUCAGGUCAUUCCUACAAAUAACUAGCAUGUCCAAUAUAUACUCUAUUUACCUCUAGCUUGCAAAUCAUUUCAACACAACUUCGUGCUCUAUUGAAACACCAAAUGGCUUCAAAUUCUGAAUUACACCUACAACUGUUCACAAAUUUUUUGGCAUUCCAAUUGGUGGACAUCUUGUAAUCACAAAACCAUCAGAAGCAACCUAUGAGUUCAUUCAACAAGAGUUAGGAACAAGAGUACCAACAAUUGAAUACCUUUCCUCAAUUAUCAAUGAUGAUAUCCCCGAAGAAAAAUACUGCAGAAUCUUCAUUCUCAUACUCCUGUCAUUGUUUGUUGCCCCUAAUUCAAGUGGAGUUUCUAGCAAGUUUGUGUAUAGUGCAAUAGUUGACAUUGACAGAAUUUCUCAGUAUGAUUGGUGUCUACUAUGUCUGAGCUACAUGGUUUGUUCAAUAAAGAAAACAAGGCUGAAGAACACAGUGAGCAAAGAAAUCAUUCCUAGUGGAAGCAAGUUACUUAUGGUGAUAUCCUACUUUGAAUUCCUGAUAAUAACUGAAAUCAAGAUGCCGACUAGAAACAAGACUACCAUUAUGGUAAGGAAACAUGCUAAAUUCAUAUAUGGCACUUGAUGUUGUGCAUGGCAAAAGAAAUGAGUAUGGAAGACUACCGAUAAAACACAUGUCCUCAACUCCAUUCAUUGAUUGAAAUUACAUCUGCCUGAAGAAAUUGCGGAGUAUAUUGAAUCCAAAUUCUCAGAUAUUAGUCUAACACAAGAUAAAAUCAUUCUUCAAUUGAAAGCUCAAGAUUUCUAUAGAAAUAUCAUUCGGAACACAACUCCUACCAUGAAAACCUAUGCAGAUGACAUCCAUUCUUCAUUUCUGAAAACCAUGACAACUUCCAGCAGCCAAAAUGUGCAAAUUAAACCAACACUUUCAGAGAACACAUUCAAAGUUCCUAUGUCUAAAGAAUUGUUGGCUAUACAAUCACCUCGCAUAUUCCCAAUGCUAGAUGUUCCAACAAUAAUUGAUAAAGAUAAACGAGUCAACAUACAUGAAAUUCUUGAUUCAUUGGUCAAUGAUUUCCCGCAGUCUGUCAACAUAACAAAUCUUGUUGAGCCUAAACUAAAUAAAGGUAGGUUGCUUCCUGAAAUCACAUAUCCAGUUGACAAGUCUCUCAACAGUACACCGCAUGGCAAUUCAAAUGGAGAAGCUGGUUCAAGCACUCAAUACGCACAAUCAGAUUAUCCUUCCUUUGAUGUAAUUACCAAUUCAAUUGACAUAGUACAGAAAGUUCCUUCUAAUUCUCAAAGAAUUGCAUCAGAACAAUCUAAAACUUUUGCAUCUCCUUCGUCUACUCAGUUCAGCCUCCCACCAAGUCAAUAUAACAACCAACAUCAUAAUUAUGCCAACACCAUUGUUCUUCCAAGUGAGAGCCCAAUAAGGAUGAUGGACUUCCUGUCACCAAAAGUAUACCCAAGCACUAUUGGCACACCCCUUGAAGAUCCUUUGUUAGUUCAAGCACUUGAACAACAUGAAACACAUUCCAGUAAGUUCUAUAAACUAGAAGGUUCAUCUUGGCAGCAACGCGUAAACAAUUCUUUCAAAUCUGGGACAGUAGUAAUCCAAGAUCAGAAGAAUGGAAAUAAGGAGGUCAUUUUUUCAACUGGAAUAGAUAAUGCCUUCUACCAAUCAUUGGUUGGACAUCUUUCCAAGUUAACCUACAGGAUCUAUGAGAUUGAACGAGUUUGGGUAGAAUAGAAAACUAUAACACUAUCAUUCAAGACUGGCGGUUGGAUAAAUCCUCGGGUUGUUGACUAUUUUUCAAAACUAAGGAAUAAAGACCAGCUCAACCGAGGAAUAAAAGGCCUGCUUCCAAACAGCAAUUUAGUAGAACAUAUAGUUAGCAUUGAUGACAUGGUACGACUCAGGAAUUUCCCUCCUUAGUAUCUUAGCAAGUACAAAGGUCUCGGAAUGGAAGGUUUCUCCAAUGACGAUUUACAAGCUCUACGAGAGAAAUUUCUUUUUGAGAUCAUAACUUGCAAGGACAAUGAAAUCCAGCUUCCAUUCGUAACUUCUUUCCUACAGGGACAUGGGUUUCCGCAUUUUCAAGUGAAGCAUUCAACAUGAUUUCUGCAUAUGAACAAAGCUUUUAGGCAUUCAUUGCCAUUCGUUACUGUCAAGUAUAAUGGAAUCUGCACUAGAAGAAGUUCUCCUGAAUUUGCACUGAAAGGAAAAAAACCAUGGCGAAAAUGCUUCAUCCUAAGAAAAAAACCAUUUGUUUCUAUUUCUUGCUUGUUUUGAUGUUUACCCUAGUGAUACUUUUUUGCAUAUGAACAACAGAAAGAAUUACUGAAGAAGUUGUAAUUGAUAUACCUUUACCAUACAAUUUCAUCCUACUGAUAAUUAGUUCUGGAAACAGUUGGACAAACUUGUUCUAAGUC
This is a messenger RNA of Triticum aestivum (bread wheat), 2815 nucleotides long. RefSeq lists its product as uncharacterized. Lineage: Eukaryota; Viridiplantae; Streptophyta; Magnoliopsida; Poales; Poaceae. The transcript has 11 exons. The record is from RefSeq and is a predicted model, not a curated record. Bases 1218 to 2132 code for a protein of 304 amino acids.